Molecule: messenger RNA, 603 nt
Organism: Funneliformis geosporum
Lineage: Eukaryota; Fungi; Glomeromycota; Glomeromycetes; Glomerales; Glomeraceae
Source: the annotation of a GenBank genome assembly
AUGUAUCAACGAAAUCUUAAUCGAGUCCAAAAUAACCAAUAUAAUUUCUUAAAACCAAAACAAUUUGAACUAAACAUUAACUACCGCUCCCACAACGGGAUUCUUAGACUUGCUUCGCCAGUAAUCGAUCUCAUCCAGAAAUUCUUCCCUGAUUCAAUUGAUCAACUAUCACCAGAAUUCGGUGAGAUUGACGGUCCACAACCUCUCAUCGUCGAGAAUUGUAAUGCCGAAACCUUUUUUACCACUUGUAUUAAUGACAAAGAGGAAGAUGAUACCCAUAUCGAGUUUAGAGCUAGCCAGGUUGUUAUUGUACGUGAUGAAAAAGCCAAAGAACGUGUGAACAAAAUAAAUAAACAUAUUAGACCGGUAUUUACUGUAUUCGACGCUAAAGGUUUGGAGUUCAAUGAUGUGAUAUUGUAUAAUUUCUUUACUGACUCACCCGCAGGUUCCAAGACCUUCUCCCAUGAAAAACAUUAUAUCCUUUCUUCGGAACUUAAACAUCUAUAUGUCGCAAUAACCAGAGUCCGAGAGCGUCUCUUGAUUUUUGAUGAAGAUGCCGAAUUGAGCGAGCCAAUCCGAACGUACUGGAAAGAUGUAUUUUGA